AAAAGACCAAUUUAGUACUUGUGCCGGCAACCUCGUCGCAAAACACGACACACUUUUUCUUUUCCUUUUCUCCGACAAAAUCUACUUCAUUGACUUCAACUCAAUGGGUGGCAACUGCAGUACCGGCGCCGGAAUCAGCACCACCACCACCACCACUCACUCCGAUCCUUCCAACCAAAAAGCCCCCACAAUCCUCCCUCAGAACGCCAAUCCCUCACCACCUCAACCUCCCUUAUCCUCCUCCCUCGGCCGCGUCCUCGGCCGCCCCAUGGAAGACGUCCGCUCCAUCUUCAUCUUCGGCCGUGAACUCGGCCGUGGCCAAUUCGGCGUUACUUAUUUGGUAACCCACAAAGUCACCAAGGAACAAUUCGCUUGCAAAUCAAUCGCUACACGCAAACUCAUAAACCGUGACGAUAUCGAUGAUGUUCGCCGUGAGGUUCAGAUCAUGCAUCAUCUUACCGGCCACCGUAACAUUGUUGAGCUCAAAGGUGCUUAUGAGGAUCGACACUCUGUUAACCUUGUAAUGGAGGUUUGUGCCGGCGGUGAGCUUUUUGACCGGAUAAUUAUAAAGGGACAUUACUCCGAACGCGCAGCGGCGAAUAUUUGCCGACAGAUUGUUACGGUGGUUCAUAACUGUCACACUAUGGGAGUCAUGCAUAGAGACUUGAAGCCUGAGAAUUUCUUGUUCCUUGGUAAGGAUGAGAACUCGCCGCUUAAGGCCACUGAUUUUGGUCUCUCAGUGUUUUUCAAACCAGGAGAUGUAUUCAAAGAUCUUGUUGGCAGUGCCUAUUACGUUGCCCCGGAAGUGCUGCGUAGAAGUUACGGUCCUGAAGCUGAUAUUUGGAGUGCUGGAAUUAUAUUAUACAUUCUGCUUUCUGGUGUCCCCCCUUUCUGGGCAGAAAAUGAACAGGGUAUCUUUGAUGCUAUUCUUCGUGGACAUAUUGAUUUUGCAUCGGAUCCUUGGCCUUCUAUAUCAAGUAGCGCGAAAGAUCUAGUCAAGAAGAUGCUACGAGACGACACCAAAGAACGACUUUCAGCAGUUGAAGUACUCAAUCAUCCUUGGAUGAGAGUAGACGGAGAUGCAUCGGACAAGCCUCUUGAUAUUGCCGUUUUAAGCCGAAUGAAACAAUUCCGGGCAAUGAACAAGCUAAAGAAAGUCGCUCUGAAGGUUAUCGCCGAGAAUCUUUCUGAAGAAGAAAUUAUCGGCUUGAAGGAAAUGUUCAAAUCCAUGGAUACAGACAACAGCGGAACAAUCACUUUUGAAGAGUUGAAAGCCGGCCUCCCUAAACUCGGUAGUAAAAUGUCCGAGUCUGAAGUAAGGCAGUUGAUGGAAGCGGCUGAUGUGGAUGGCAACGGAACCAUUGAUUAUAUUGAAUUUAUAACCGCAACAAUGCAUAUGAAUAGAAUGGAAAGACAGGAUCACUUAUAUAAAGCUUUUGAAUAUUUUGACCAAGAUAAGAGCGGUUACAUCACAAAGGAAGAAUUGGAAUCUGCACUUAAGAAGUAUAAUAUGGGUGAUGAGAAUACGAUAAAGGAGAUCAUUGCCGAGGUCGAUACAGACAAUGAUGCGAGAAUUAACUAUGAUGAGUUUGUAGCCAUGAUGAGGAAAGGCAAUCCAGAUAUAAUAACCCAAAGACGUCGCAAAUAAGCUCUACAUAAGCUGUUUCGGUUACGUGGACUGAAUUGCGUUCGUCGAGUUUUACUCGCACCUUGUUUCGAGGGAGCACUUUUGUGUAACAAAGUUUUUCUGUUUAGUGUUUUGCCUGUUUUGCCUGUUUUGCCUGUUUUGCCUGAUGUUUUCGGGUCUAGUUGCAUUAAGUUUAUUUCUAGUGUUUGAGUAGAGACGAAUAUGUACAGAUUCUGGAAGAAGAAACACAGGUCAACACCAUUUUCUCUAACGAGGUUAAAAGAAACUGAUCUUUUUUUGCAUGCUAAA
Molecule: messenger RNA, 1936 nt
Organism: Lathyrus oleraceus (garden pea)
Lineage: Eukaryota; Viridiplantae; Streptophyta; Magnoliopsida; Fabales; Fabaceae
Product: calcium-dependent protein kinase 1
Exons: 8
Coding region: 104-1648 (514 amino acids)
Biological process (GO): protein phosphorylation
Molecular function (GO): ATP binding; calcium ion binding; protein kinase activity
Source: RefSeq, a predicted model, not a curated record